AUGAAUCCCCUCGACGCCAAGCUCAUCCUCGACGCUCUCGACAAGCUGUUCGCCGAGCAGAACGCGAGGUGGGAUCGGCGAUUCGCCGAUCUGGACGCCGCGUGGGAUCGGCGGUUGGCUCCUCGGAGCGGCGCCCGGACCGCGGGGGAGCAGCGGGAUGCCGCCGUCGCGCUUGGCGUCGGCACCCCCGAGCAGAACAGCGCGGCGCAGUCCGUAAUCGCCGACAACGGGGGCGGCCUCUUCGAGCCGCACGACCACGACACGACGGAGCACAUCUACUGCAACGAGCGGCCCUCUGCGGCGCAGUACGAUGCCCCGCAUCCUGCCCCCAUCCCGGAGGAGCGCGUCCUCGACCUCUCAGCGUCCGACACCCCCUUCGGCUCCGUCUUCUCCGGCACCGCCGGCGAGGCCGCCUCCACCGUCCAGUGGAUCGACGACGCGCUCAACGUCCCCGCGUCGCACCCCAUAGAGAGCGGAUCUGAGGUCUUCGGCUACGACACCGUGACGCCACACCUCUCCUCCGCCUCGAUCGUCGCCUCGGUGUCGCCUGCGCGGAUGCUCUUACAGUCGGCCUCUGCCGGCUUCUGCAUCGACGCUGCCCCCAGCAAUACUGCUGACUACGUGCUCACCAAGUGUUCGAUGUAUUGCCGCAGUGGCUUCACUUCCAUGCUGACCACAGCACUGAGCAGUUCUACUCCAACUUGGGUGUCCGCCGUGGUUGUCAACAGCUUUGACAAGCGACCGUGGCCACAACCAUCUCAAGCUCAACCAUCAUUCAAUCUAGUGGAUGAGGGUUCUGCGAGCUGGUGUUCCACUUGUCUAUGGAAGCACGGAUGGCCACCUCCAGCUCAUCGAGAUCACAGAAGUGUACCAGUUGUAAUUGUGAGGAGCUGGAAAGGCAAGAUGAUGUUAACAGUAUGGAAUUUUCUUGCGAUGACUGAAGAAGCAACACAGUGGCAGUGUGACGGUCUUUGUCCGGUUGCCUUAUUUGAGGGGUCUGAGCUUGAGAAUAUUGGGAAAGAAUUCAACUGUCGUAUAUUGCUGGGGCUAGCUGCUGCUACUACUACAGUUAGGCCCAAGAGUUAUUCUGUGGUGUCUAGGCUACAGCAACCAUGGUUUCAGUCUCCGCUACUUCUGAUUUGGCAUUGGAAGCCCCCAUGGUUAUCUUCGGUUCAGCGAUUAAUCAGUGGUGCUGCUAAGCUACAGCCUAUGCCAUGGUUACGUUCAGUUAGACAAGCAAUCAGUUGCUGGACCGGAUUGCACAUCAUAUACUUCUGUUUGCCACCAGCUCAAAUCAUCAAUAUGGGAUGCUCUCAGCCCAAACUCAAGUCAGACCUCAUGAUAGUGACUUCAAUGGAUUCUAUUACUCCUGCACUCUGGCCCAUGAGUUUUAUUCCGCUAAUUCAAGAGCACACACAGCAGCGGCAUGGUGGUGUUUGUCGGACUUCUUUGCUCCAGAGGUUUGACCCUGGGAAUACAGAGCAUGGUCGACAACUAAUUCAGGGACCAAGAUUUUGGCAAGCUGAUAUUGCUAAGUUGCAGUUCUGUGUUAUUUCUUCUGCUGUUUUAUGGUUCCCGUUGCCUUCAUCCUUACAGCAGAAAUAUGGUGUUUGGUUAUCAGCUUUCAGGGUCCAGGCGUUUCAGUUGCAGUCACUCGUAGUUGAUAGAUGUGGCAUUGGUGAAGAUGACAGUAUAAUCUAUGGUAAAAAAUCUACCGGUGCCCAUGAAGGUCAGUGCCUUGAUGUGCCAGCUGGGGGCUCUUCUCUGCUGUAUAUUAAAAAAUCUGGGAAGCAAGAUGAGAAAUCUGAACUAAAGUUUCUGAACCUGUAUGGACAAUAUGGGGCCUAA
This is a messenger RNA of Miscanthus lutarioriparius, 1848 nucleotides long. The record is from the annotation of a GenBank genome assembly. NCBI's taxonomy places the organism in Eukaryota, Viridiplantae, Streptophyta, Magnoliopsida, Poales, Poaceae.